Saprolegnia diclina VS20 is the source of this 1808-nucleotide messenger RNA. RefSeq lists its product as hypothetical. Gene Ontology annotation, cellular component: extrinsic component of mitochondrial inner membrane. The transcript has 4 exons. Bases 208 to 1656 code for a protein of 482 amino acids. NCBI's taxonomy places the organism in Eukaryota, Oomycota, Saprolegniomycetes, Saprolegniales, Saprolegniaceae. The record is from RefSeq and is a predicted model, not a curated record.
GCGAGAUGGAGCUAUUACCAAUGACUUACGUACACAUGCCGCCGGAGGUGACAGCGAUGGGCGGAUGCACCUUCUAUGGCAUCCACUGCUUCGCGACAGGGCGGAUGCGAAAGGCCAGCGUCCAUGAAACGCCAAGAUCCAAGUUGCACUUUGUUCCGAUCUUGAAAGGUCGCGGCCACAAAUCCCCAUCGGAGCAUUUGGAGAAACAUGCAGCCCGAGCUCGCCCUCGAUCAGCGCGGCGACGGUAUGUACAGCGGUUCGUUUCGGUGGACCGAACACAAACGAUUUCCAGCCUUGCCACGACGCCAUGGAGCCGCCGCGCCAACGGCCCCAUUGACGACCGGCUGGCAGGGCUAUUUGGGGCAGUGCCAUGCGACCAGUUUGCUGCCGUGGGCAACGAGCGAUCCGUCGUUUCUGGAUGCGCUCUCGUUCCCAAUGACGUUGGUGUACAUGACCAAGCUCCUCAACGCCGAGGCAGCUUGGCCAUCAGGGCGAACUGUCACCAUCCUCGUUGUUGGCGCGACCGUCAAGGCCGAGCAGCGUAUUUGGGCCCACACCAACUAUUGGGCGGAGAUCUCGGCUUUUUACCCAGACCGCUCCUUUGACGUCUGGUUCAUCGGACCCGAAGUCUCACUGAGCGUUCAUGGUGGUACGGCCGGGAGCCGGGUUACUGCCCAUGCCUAUCGUGGGACAACUGGCAGCUUCCUGGCAAGCCACGACGUCGACGUCGCGACGACCGUCGUCAUCGGGUACAACACGGGCUUUGGCAACUUUGUCGAGUCGGGCCGCUACGAUUUGCUCUGGAGCUGGCUUCCCGACCUCUACGACAUCGUCGCGUCCGGCCUCCUCGCUAUCUUUGCGUGCGCGAACGAUUAUGCUGAUAUGAACGGCGAGUUUGCCGUGCAUACGCGCGUGCUCGGGUCGAACAUGGUCUAUCUGCCGCGCGACAACCCGUUCUCGGCGGCGUCGCAUUUGCACGAAGACGGCAAGCGCGAGUCGGCGUGGAGUCGCGCCAACAGCUUUGUGUACGCGAUCCAAGGCGGUGACCGGACGCGGCAGCAAACACUCGCCCUCGGGGAUGACAAGCACCUUGCAGCACUCCUCGAUGCCGAAGUUGACGACACCCACCUCAUUGACCGGGUCGGACGGCACUAUUUUCGCGGCAUGGUCUUGUCCAAGGAGCAAGCGGCCCGCUGCAAGCUUCUGCAACAGAAAAGGUCGUCACCGGUGGACCGUAUUGAAGCUGCUGACGUCAACAAGGACGUCAAGGACAAGCAAAACGACGCCAGUGAUUCUGAGGCAAACCAGAACCAGACACGGUACCAGAAUGCAGUAGAGACGCUCGAACCAGUGCCCCCGAUUGAAGAGAGUGCAGUCAAGACAACCCCUUGUGGGACGACCGAAGCCACACCGCAUUACGAGCUGAUCUCGACCAUGGACAAUGCAAAGAUGACGCUCACAAUCCACACGCCGGCUCUUUCAUCGGUGAAAGACAUGGCGCUGGAUAUCUCGAGCGACGUGCUGCAGUUUGUUGUCCCCGGCAUCUACCGCCUUCAAGUCGCCCUGCCGUGGGCCGUAGACAAUGCUACGACGCGCCCCACGUUCUCCAAGAAGGCACGUCGCCUCGUCAUUGCGCUCGCCAGUCCGACAGCGUAGUUUUCUAGAGUUGAAAGAGGUGGUACCGUCCGACUAUGGUUUAUAUACGAUCCCUUGUUCGUACGAUUAUGCUGCGUACGAUCCGAGACAACCCUAUCCACAACCCGUUUAUAUAAAUACAGUAUUGAUACCUAGAGCAAUGGAAAGCUGCA